GCAGGGGUGAGGUGCAUUGCCUAUGAGCGUUCCACAGAGCUGCGGAAUAUAGACGAAAUAGUGAUUUAAAUAGAUUAAUUCUUGGCUGGUGUAAAUGUGAACAAGAACCUUAGCCUUUGGAGUCCUUCAGCGGAAUAAUUAAACGGACAUUGGAGUUGAUCGCGACCAAAGGUUUCUGAGCAAAGGGAUGAAGAGAACCGCUGGAAGCGAACGGUGAUUUCUCUUCUGCGGGAUUAAACGGCGUAUAUUCAAUUCCUGCACCUGCUCUUCAAUUAAAGGAAUAUCUUCUUAAACACCACCGGAGCUUUUCAUCACAUACCGAGGAGAAAAUUAUCCCUCUUGAUUGUGUAAGCCAAAGUCAGUUCGCUGUUUGGAUUUAAGGACAUUACCAAAUCUGAGUUUAUUUAAUUGGCAAAGCACUUAUUUAUUUACCGGAUUCGUGUCAGCUGUGGUAUUUAAUAAGAUGUUUUUACUGGAAUUUGCAAUUUCCUACUAAACUUUAAUCGGAGAUUAUUCCAGCAAGUAAUCGGGUAAAAAAUCCUGAGCGACGGAAUCAUUUGCGUUCGUUCAAAACGCAGUUAACGGACUAACGGCAUUUUUCAGGAACUGCUCCGCAUUCGUCUAGAAGUAAGAUCGAAUUCAGUAAAAAUAAAAAGAGGAAAUCUGGAACUCCACCUUUUAUAGAAAACAACGGAAAAGUGCCCAACGAUCCUGCAAAAGAGUCAGUUUUUGGAUGACGUUUACCUUUUUACGCGCGUGACGUAAAACGAAGAAUAAACUUAUAAAUCGACUGAAGAUACCAGGGAGUAUAUAUUUUCCAUUUUAUCUGAGGACUUUUUUGUUUUAUUCCUUCCCUCGUUCCCAAAGUCCCGUCGGCAAGAACCUGCAUGGAAAUCUAGUCAGCACCACAGAGCAAUUUAUGGUCGGCCUCGGAAAACCAGUGGCUGUAGAAUCAUACCUGCGUCUGCGCAGUCAUGCUGGCCUGCCUGCAGAGGAGGCAGAAUCCUGCACCCCAGCACGCCACGGCUGCCUGCAGCAGCAGCAAGAGUCUUGAGCCAGUGCAACACAUCAACCGCAAAUGUGAGCUGACUAUCCCCAUGCCUUCCCCGCGCUACCCAAGCACAGCAGAGCUGGAUGCCUAUGCGCAGAAGACGGCCAAUAACCCACUGUCCAUCAAGAUCUUCCCCACGAAUAUCAGGGUCCCUCAACACAAGCAUCUUAACCGGACUGUGAACGGAUAUGACACCACUGGACAGCGCUACAGCCCCUACCCCCACUUCCACACUGGAGGCUACCAGGGUCUGCUGGCAAUCGUUAAAGUCUCAUCAUCAUCCUCAUCAUCCUCAAUAUCCUUAUCAUCUUUUGUACCCUCAACAAAGGGCGUUCUCAAAAACUCAGAUGGCAGGAGGACUAAGCUGUCUCCGGCGCAGAUAGCAGUAGCGCCUUAUCCACCUCCAAACAGCAGCACUUUAGGUCAUUGCCAUGGACAUAAAAUUUACCAUGCAGGGCCUCACAAACCCCCAGAGGCCACCACUCUAUCGGUUCCUCCCAAUGUCACUGUGGCUGGCUCCGUGAUCCCUGUGGCAGGGGGCCGAGGGUUGAAUCUCCCUCCUCAGUCAAACCUUCCCUCCAUCCAGAGCAUCAUUUACCAGAUCAACCAGCACUGCCAAGCCCAGGCUCUGCAGCAGGUGUGUCAAAACGGGAUGUCUACGGGCGCACCGAACCCCAGCCCAUCCAAACAAGAGACCAUCAACUCCUCAGGGGGGAUUUACGUCACUAGUGUGGCUCCACAGGGAAACAUGGCCUAUUCUGGGACGGUGUUACCAGGGCAGAAUGGGGAGGUGAUGAAGGCUGCAGUGUAUCCUGAAAGUAUGGACUAUCUGCUGUGGCAGAAGCAACAACAGCAGCAGGCAGUGUUGAGGAUGUACAGUGGAGGAAGUGGAGGAGGAGCUGUCAGCAAGUCGCCCGAAACUUGCGCUCCAGGUGCAUCUAUCAUGCUGGGUGGGGCGCAGGUAUCCUCUAGAGGUUAUCCAAUGACGGCCAGUACGAGUGGCGGGGGUGGACUUGACAAGGUCAGCUCCUCCCCUUUGAACUGUGUGGGCAUGCAUGGGAACUUUUCCGUUGGGCAGUACUUCGCCCCUCCUUGGAACAGUGUUCUAGUUACACCAGACAGUGACUGCUACAACCCUCAAGAGCUGCCUGGAGCUACCACCACAACUGCACCAUUGACAGGGCACAGGGAGCUAGGAUUCCCCCACCGUCAUCAACAUCCUCAUCACCACCACCACCACCAUCAUCAUCACCCUCCCAUAGACAGCACUGGGGGGUUGUGCUGCAGUUUGCCCAGUAAAAACCCCUGUAAUACGUCAGUGUUAAGUAGCAGUCUGCAAUCACUAGAAUACCUGAUCAAUGACAUCCAUCCUCCCUGCAUCAAGGAGCAGAUGUUGGGGAAGGGAUAUGAGACUGUGUCUGUGCCGAGACUGUUGGACCACCAACAUGCACACAUCCGCCUCCCUGUUUACAGAUAAGAAGAGACAUACCGGGUGGCAGUGGGUCAAGCUGACCCAUUUAAAGACCUACUGGAAAGUCUUUAAUCAAAAACUACAGAUGUUCCCAUUGCAAGUUGCCUAGAUUUGCAGUGGAAUUUUUGUGAUACUGCUCUAAGCAGACUGGGGAAGUCUGGAUCAAAAUACAGAAUGAAUGCUGGAAAGCCUCUCGGCUUAGAGCUGGGAGAGAAUGGCUGGCUGGGAAAUGGAAUGUUGCAAGAUCCUAAAUGCAGAUAUGCAGAUUAUGUUGUACUUUUUUAGUUUUUUGGCCAAGAGGGAUUUUUGGUUGUUUUCAAGUUGUUUCUUUUUGUGAUUAUUUCCUUUUAAUUAUUUUAUCAGGCUAAUAAAUGUUUUAUUUAAUUUUUUUGGAUGCGAAUCAAUGGAAAUGAAGUAAAUUAUAUUUGCCUCCUCUCCUCCCGAUAUAGCGAGUAACUGAUUGGGAUUAGCAUGAUGAAGAUGAUGGUCUUAAAGUUACAGUAUUUAUAAAAGUACAUAGCUGAACCUGUUCCCACAAAACACUGUAAAAGGGUAAAGGUACACACAUUUCAGAAUUGCAGAGACCAGCAAGAUCAGUGCUUUUAGGUGAAGUUAAUUGGUGUUUCAUUGAAUUGAAAAAAUCUUAGCAGUAAUAAUUAGGGUUUUUUCAGAGAAAUUGUUCUGCUUGGGGUGUGAAAUCUUAAAGUGAAAGUACAGGGAUGUUGAAAAUUAGAAGUUUGAAUAUAAUGUAUUUAAAGAACUUGAAGACUUGAACCUAUUUUUGUUGUUUUAUAUAUUUGUAGUAUAUAAUAUGCUUUGGCUGCUAAGGGAAUAAGAGUGUAAAAUGCUUAGGGUUUUUAAUGUUUCAUUUUGUUUUGAUUUUAUUCUCCUUUGGCUGCAGUAUAGUUUCAGCUGUUCUCAUGAUUUAAUCACCGUUGAGAACAAACAACAUAAUCAGCUCAUUUAUUUGCCUACACUGGAUUCCACACUCUCCAAAUACACAGAUUUAAUGGUUACAAAAAAAUUGUUGCUCUGCAAUGAGACAGCCCUCAAGUUUGGGCCUAUCAGGCUUUUUGGCAUGUCUUUAGAUGGAACAUCAUAUAAACACAUAUUAUACUUAAACAAAUCUGAUUUCAAAUUCUGAAAAUAAGCUGUCUGUUGUCUUCAGAGCUGAAAGUUUUGAUUGGUUGGGGAACAAAUUGCCUCCCUCAUUUCUUUGAAUUAGCGAUGUGAAAGCUAUUGCUAAUAGUAUUGCCACACUCAAGUAAGCAAAAACCUGAGGGCAGCCGACUUAUCAAAGGUGUCACUUGACCAUUCCUCUUUUUGAAUUGAUAAAAACAAUCAUUGUGGUGCCUCUCAAACAGAGAUGGAAGGAGAGAGAGUGAGAUGUUUCUGUCAGCUCUGUAGUAGCGGUUUGAGCAGGGUUUAGGCCGCUUAUAAGCUUUGUCUCGACACUGAAAUAUUUGUUCUGACUGUGACUUUCCUGUGAAUGUACUGCACUUAGAUUACUGAGAAGACUAAUGCCUUGUGGGACAGAGAGGGGUAAAAUAAAGAAACAUUUGAUGGGCACAUAGUCCACUGCGUUAAAUGAGCAUUUCUUUUGUCAGUCAAAUCUCAGCUGUAAAUUGAAUUUAGAAAUUCGAGCGAGGUGACUGUGGGGGUUUCUGUUGGAGGCAAAAGCUGGCUACAGUCUAGAUUUAUGAAGUGCAAUUAUUAUGACUGUAUUAACAAUUUCGUUUUUUCUGAGCUGACACCAAAAAAAAAUGUAAACUACAGCAGUGUCUACAUUCCCAAUGUACCACAUACUCAUUCCCUUCUUGUUUUGAGGUGCGAAAUAAACUGAUUUUAAGAAUUUAUUGAAAAACCCA
Molecule: messenger RNA, 4390 nt
Organism: Xyrauchen texanus (razorback sucker)
Lineage: Eukaryota; Metazoa; Chordata; Actinopteri; Cypriniformes; Catostomidae
Product: protein FAM222A-like
Exons: 3
Coding region: 975-2528 (517 amino acids)
Source: RefSeq, a predicted model, not a curated record